Messenger RNA from Cataglyphis hispanica, 6627 nucleotides. RefSeq lists its product as uncharacterized. Gene Ontology annotation, biological process: regulation of transcription by RNA polymerase II. Lineage: Eukaryota; Metazoa; Arthropoda; Insecta; Hymenoptera; Formicidae. Bases 525 to 4577 code for a protein of 1350 amino acids. Gene Ontology annotation, cellular component: nucleus. The record is from RefSeq and is a predicted model, not a curated record. The transcript is spliced from 10 exons. Gene Ontology annotation, molecular function: zinc ion binding; DNA-binding transcription factor activity, RNA polymerase II-specific; RNA polymerase II transcription regulatory region sequence-specific DNA binding.
UACCCACGUUAAACGCAUAUCGAAAAAUCGAAAUCGAAGUUAUCAAUAGUACAUAUGUAUGUAUAUACAUACCGUGGUAGUACCUGGUAGUACUUCCUUUACCAUUGCAGAAUAAGUUUCGUCUAUAUAUUUUAUACGUUUAUGGUUUUUGGCGCUUAUAUUAUUCCAAAGGUAAGACCGCCAUUUGUACGCGCCAUCUGGCACUGGCAGUGACAAAGUAUCGAAUAUAUCGUGAAUCCACAGUUUCAUUGGGUUUCCUUUCGUCGAAGACUUUGUUAUCGUUCUUCUCGCGUAUGAUGUGAUGUACGAUAGAUUUUGCGAGCACGUAGCACGUCUUCAGGUGUUCCGAGAAAUUGAUUGGUUCGAAGUUGCAGUACAUCAUAAAUGGAAAGGUGAUUAGGUGAUAGAUAUCACAAUGCGUAGCAGCAAAACUGUAACCAGCACUGAAUUUUUCAGCAAUUAAGCAAAAAAAUAUACAGAAGUUAUUGGACUAAAAAUAGCUACAUGCUGGAGAGCAGGUUUAAAUGAUUCUGAAGAAAAUGCCAAACUCUGAAAUCAAUAAGCGUGAUCAUAAUUAUAGUGAAUCGGAACCACCUCAGAAUGUCAACAAUUCCGACAGUAGUACUAUCAAUAAGGAAUCCAAAAUGGCGCCUAUUUUGGGCCAAAUUAAGGAUAUUGAUGAGCUGAAGAAGAUUGCGCCACGUGUUCGAUUGCAAGAUGCCAAGAGCCUAAACGAAUUGACAAGGAUCUCGUCCUUAAGUAAUAAUAGCAGUAAAUCACAGCAGAGCAAGGUGUCCAAUUCAGAAAGAACUCAGGAAGAAUUAAAAAAAUAUUGUCGUACUUGUGCUGGUUUAAAAUUGCCCUUGGUGGACAUCUUCAGUGAGAAAGGUAUUAAAUUGCGAUUGAGCCAACAAAUCAAGCAUUUAGAAGUAAAUCCUUAUGAUAGCCUUUCUACACAGAUGUGCAUGGACUGCAUCUGUGAUCUUAAAAUGAGUUACAAAUUCUUCAUGCAGAUCAAAAAGGCUGAGGUAAAACUCAAGUCCAUUCACCUCAACUUGACAACUGAUAACGUCGCAAAAAAAGCGGAACCGAUUAAUGAGUCUUUGAUAACACAACAAAUAAAGCAACCAUCCUGUUUAGAAACAAAGCAAGAGCGCCAAUCACUUUCAUCACUUCAAUCCACAAUCCAAGAAAAUCCAUCUUUAUCACCAAUAAAGCAAGAAAACCGAACAAUUAUGAAAAAUCAAGAAGACAAUUUUGUUCCCAAAACUUGUGCCAUCUUUUCAUUGAAUAACGAGCCAAAAAUGGAAGAAGAAGAAGUACAGGUGGGCGGAGGAAUCUUCGAAGAGAUAGCAGAGGGAGAGGAUGAAGAAUCCAUCGAAGAAUUUGAUCCCGAAGAUCCGGCUUUUCAGGAAGAUGAAGAAGAAGAAGAAUUUUCAAGGUCUCCAGCUGCUGUUUAUAAGUAUGAUAUGUUGGCAAAGUCCUAUGUGAGAGUGGAGGGAGGUGAGGAGAUAGUCUCCAUGAAAUCUGAGAUUUCCCAGACUUCAGAGGGUGAAGGAGACAAUCAAAGAGAGGGAAUGAGACAACCAAAUAUCCUGAAAAGAAGAUUAUUGAUGUCAACAACAAUGAAAAGUUGGGAGAAGGAUGAGGUGCAGAAUGAGGUGGAGAGUACUCCGAGGGAAUGCAAGGUGCAAAAGUUAGAUUUGAAUAAUCCACUGAGUGUGAACAAUACUCCACAUGAGGAUGGAAUUAUGUAUGUGACUGUAAAAGGAUCCAAACCCAAUGAGAUUUUAUUGGUGAAGGUCAAGAAAAUGGACAAGCCCAUGGAAACAAAACGUAUAGCAUCCACCGAUCUCAAACCUGUUGAACGUUUCCUCAAACGUUAUGAGCCCCUAGCAUCGCGGGAUUCCUCAUCUCGACGCCCUGAUGCCCGUGAGCAAAUAAUUGAGGAGCAAAUCGAAGAAUAUAAAAAGAAACGCGAGAAAGUCCUCGGAAAUCAAUCAGCAAAGACCUUUACCGUGAACGAGACGCAAAAAGAGGUAGAAGAAGAAAAAAUUUGGACUACAUCAAAAGUGGAAAAAGAAAUAUUAGUUUCAACAAAAGAAGAUGAAGAGAAAGAAAAGGAAGAAGAUGUGGAAGAAAGCGAAAAAAUCAACGAAAGUCAGGAGAAGAUUAAUGAUAAUACAAAUGAAUAUAUUUUGAAAUUAUCAAGAGAAAAGUUGAAAUGGGAGGAGGCGAAGCAGAAGAAAGAAAAUUUGCAGAACCAGGACUCAGACGAGACAUAUAUCGAAGGGAGUUUAGAGAAGUUGAUGAGAAUCUUGGGAGAAAAGGAAAAGAAUUUACAGGAAUUCCAGGAAUACUUGAAGCAGCGCAAGAUUGUUCUUUCUCGUCUCAAGGACGAAGAUGUAAUUUCUCUCUAUGAAGAACGUUUCUCCAUUACAUUGAAAUUACCUCCUAAACCCUUGCCAGACAUUAUAGAAAUCGAAUCAUCUGUCAAUCCUCUUUCCAUAGAGCGCGAUUUGGAAUGUGAUUACUGUCCGGAAACUUUUUCCAAUCGCGAUAUUCUCGAGGAACACAUCAAAAUUCACGACUAUCGCAUCCUUCACUAUUGCGAUGAUUGUGAGGAAGAAUUUGCAACUAACAAAGCGAAGAGAAAUCAUAAUGUUAUUUGUGUAAGAAAGUUAAUUUGCAAAUAUUGCGAUUUACUUUUGGAUUCCAGAGGGAAAAAACGUCAGCAUGAGCAAAAACAUAUUGAUGCUCUUUAUGGACAACUUUGCGAAGUUUGCGGAGAAAGAUUCAAACAUCAGGGAACUCUGGAUCAGCAUCUGAAAACACAACAUACAAUUUUAGAGAAAAUUUAUCAGUGUCCAAAGUGUCCAAAAAAAUUUGCUUUCAAGCAAAAAUUAAGUUUUCAUCUAAAAUCGGUACACACAACUUUAAGAGCAUAUCUUUGUGAGGAUUGCGGUGCAGAUUUUAAGAAUCCUGCAAGUUUAAGACAUCAUAGAAUUAGAAAACAUCAACCUGUUGGAAACAAGAGGGAAUGUCCAGUUUGCAGGAAAUUAGUGCCGUUUUAUAGUUUAUCCAAACAUAUGCACACACACAAAGCUUAUAGUAUUCAGUGCCCACAUUGUGACAAAAUGUUUAAAAAUAGCUCGACCUUAAAGCAGCAUGUGAGGAUUCACGAAGAUCAAAGACAGUAUCGUUGUGACACUUGUGGGGUUGGGUUUAAUCGAAGGGAUGGUUUGAGACUGCACAUGAAGGUGCAUGAGAAAACGGGUAGUAGAGGCUUGAAAGAAUGUUCUUGCCAAGUUUGUGGAGAAAAAUUCCCGAAUCAUUCCACCUUAGUGAUUCAUAGGAACAGAGUGCACAAGGAUGGCAGACAAUAUACAUGUCACAUUUGUAAUAGGUCGAUGAUUUCGACGAGAUCGCUCGAAUGGCAUAUGUCACAUAUCCAUAAUGAGUCGAUGCCAGGUGUUACUCGCGACGAGUCCGGUCCGCCUGAAAAAAAACGAGUUUCUUGUUAUCACUGCAAUAAGACUUUCAAAACAGAGAUGAUAUUGCGUACACACAUCAAAAACACUCAUAUGGAAAAAGAUCCAAUGAAAUGUACUGAUUGCGACGAGACUUUCACAUCCGAAGUACGUCUACGUCAUCAUAUGAUGGUCGCGCAUAACCGUCUCGAGGGAACUUUGGCGUGUCCUCACUGUCCGAAACGAUUUGUAAACCAAUUAAGACUAAAGACUCACAUGAUUUCUCAUUCUGAGGAAAGACCGUAUACUUGUGAGAUUUGUGGUUUCAACUUGAAGACAAAAAUCCAACUGAUUAAGCACCAUCAGAAUCGACAUAGCGAUGAGAGACCCUUGCAGUGCAGAUAUUGUCCCUGGCGAUGCAAGCAGGUGAGUGCUCUCGUCUGCCAUGAACGCACGCAUACCAACGAACGUCCAUAUUCGUGCAGUGUGUGUCGGCAGCGCUUCAAAUAUCUCGGCGAUAAAAACAAGCAUGAGCGCCGUCAUGAAAGCCUUGGUGGUUCGGGUUUCAAACGUAUUGUACCCGGAAGAAAUAUUAAACCAAAAAUACGCGCCGAUGAUUCCUCUGGAUCCGAGCAAGAUCAAAGCUCAAUUAAGGAUUCUGUUAAUCAGCAAGACAUCCAAAUUGAAGAGCAGUACGAAGAGCAACAGGAAGAGCAAUAUGAACAGGAAGAACAGAUUGUUAAAUUCGAACAAGAGCAAAUUGUGAAAUUUGAAGAUCCGGAAGAAUACGAACAAGUGUAUGAGCAAGAGUAUGAAGAAACUUCGAGAGAGGCAUCAGAAGCUACAGAGGUGAUUAUGAACAUAGAAGAUUCUAAUGUGUACACGGAGGAAGUUACGGCCGACAAUAUGGAGCCUAAUCCUGAAAUCAUGACAGACGAAAUUAUGACGAAUGAUAUUCUGCAAUCCGGUACCGCUGUAGUGCAUCUACAACGGCAGGACGAUACGGGGAAGAUUCAAGUGAUACCUGUGAUGCUAUCUUUGCCUGAUCUGUCUGACACAAAUGCUGAAGUCAAUCUCGCAACUGCGUCUAUUGUGUAUAACAAUUAGAUUUAAUUUUUUCAGAUUGUAGAAUUCUAUGAAUCGAAUGUACUCAUAAAAGAUCUUUGGAUCUUUAAGCCUUCAGAGAUCCUGUUUAAUCUCUUCAAAUCUCAAAAGAUUAAAUUUUUAAUUUUUCGGAUGGGAUACACAAGAAAUGCUAUAAAAGAUAUCACGAUUUUUAUUUUAGCUUGAAUUUCUGGGAUUUAUUUAUUGAAGAAAUAUUACAGAAUCUGAGAAAUUCUUCAUGAUCUAAAAAAAAUAUUCUGGUAUUUUUUUCAGACUCUAAGAUAUUCUCUUUUUAAAACAAGAUUUCUCAGAUUCUUUGGAUUUCUUGAAAUUUUAUAAGAUUCUUAUAGAAUCUUAACUUUUAGAAAAAUUGCGAAAAGAAUCUUCAAUUUUUAUAUAUUCUUAGUAAUCCCAUCUAGAAUAUAACAUAGGAUAUACUCUGUGGUAAUAUUCACAUUCGAACCUUCCUCAUGAUAGGAAGCUAGAGCAAUUUAUGAUGAACUUAUAUCGAAGAAAACAAAAAAAAAAAAAAAUGAAAAAAUCAGUUUACUCUAUUUCUUACUGCUAAAAAUUAAUUGAUCUUGACAUAUAUUGUAAGAAAAAAGUUUACAUAAUUUCUCACUUCUAAUAUCGGAGACAUCGGAGAAAAACCAGGAGUUUUAAAAAGAAAAUUAUAAGAAAAAUAUGAGAUUUUUUAAAGUGGAAAAUUAUAAAAUGCAAGAAAAGAAGGAGAAAAACAAAAAUUUUGCUAAAGAAAAAAUUUAAAAAAUCUAAAGAUUCUAAAGUGCAAAGAAGAGAGAUUCUUAAAAAUUUUUAUUAUGCCACACAAAAACUUAGCAUAUAAAAGAAAAUAAUUGCAAGAAGUUAUAGAAAAUAAAAAGUAUGCAAGACUUGAAGAUUGAAAGUUAAUGUAAAUGAGAAGACGAGACAAAGAUUAUCAUGAAGAAAAAGAUAAAAAAUGAGGAUUAUAAGAUGCGAAAAAGAAAAAAGAUGAAGACGCCCGAAAACGCUUAGUUUGUAGAAUAACACAGUAUGUAAACUAUUUUGUAUAAAUCAAUGAAAAAGUAUAAUGUAUUCAUGUAUUUGUAUAUGCGUGUAUGUAUGCGCGUGUGCAUAUGUGUGUAUGUGCAUGUUGCAAGCCAUGUAUGCGUGUUAUGUAUUAAAUAAGUCAUUCUAUAUCACAUUAUCUUUGUAUCAUUCUUUGUGAAUAAUGUGUUGUACAUUUCUUCCUAACAAACUAUCAGUCUGUUCUUUUUAUCUGCAUUUUUUCAACUUUCGUCCUUUUAGAGUGAUAAACUAUUAUUAUUAUCUUAUCAUAAUCACAUCAUAUCAGUGUUUUAAUUUUUGCUCGUCAAAUUCAUGUAACUUCUGAAUUUAUCACCAAUUGGACAUGCGAGCAAUAUUAUUUUUUUAUUAUUAGUAUGUACUGUUAUUACUAUUAUUAUUAUUAUUAUUAUUAUUAUUAUUACUAUUACUAUAUUUUUCUCUUUUUUCUAUGUUUAGAUACUUAUUUCAUUUAAAUAAAAAAUGCAAGAAAAUAUAGCUAAAGAAACAUAUAUAUAUAUAUAUAUAUAUAUAUAUAUAUAUAUAUAUAUAUAUAUAUAUGCAAUUAUAAAAGUCCUUAUCCAUCAGACACACAGGAUCUAUUUCUUUUAGCUGUAUUUUUUAUAUUUUUUCUUUAAAUAUAAAUAUUGAAUAUAUUUAUCCAUCUUUAAGAGCAGAAAAAACAUCUAAAAAAAUAUAGUUCUAACAAUAGAUCAAUUUUAAUGCUGCGUCUUUGUUCUCUUUUCUUCCUCGCCCUCCCUUUCUCUUCGUUUCUGCCUACAUUACAUCAAAAUUGCGAAUCCUUUUAUAAAAAUAUCUUCCUUUUAUUUUAAAAUCUAACUUUUCAAAAAAUGUAGUAGCAGCUAGAAAGAACAGACUUUAUAUCUUUUUCAAUAUAUUAUUGAUACUUAUACAGAUAUUAUAGUCCAGAUGAUUAUAAGCUGGAUUUAUAUAUGUUAAAUUUUAAAGCUGUGACACAAUGUACAAGAUAAAACAAUGUAUAUUUUUU